This is a messenger RNA of Nannospalax galili (Upper Galilee mountains blind mole rat), 705 nucleotides long. It is a transcript of the gene Armh2, whose product is annotated as armadillo like helical domain containing 2. Lineage: Eukaryota; Metazoa; Chordata; Mammalia; Rodentia; Spalacidae. The record is from RefSeq and is a predicted model, not a curated record. Bases 1 to 705 code for a protein of 234 amino acids. The transcript is spliced from 2 exons.
AUGAUGAGGAUCAAGGCUUUCUGUACGCAAAUCUGGAGUCGGGCACACCAUAACCUCGUGAAGCUGUCUCUGCGCCUGCAGAAAUUCUGGAAUGUCACCGUGAAGGGCUAUUUCGUUAAACAGGAGGAGGAGGACGAGGACAUCAUCCCUACAGCCGAGUGCAUUUUUCACAAAGAAAAAAUCCUGGUACUUGGCUACGUGCUGAAGAACACAAGUCUACCCGCUGAAAAGAGAGCCCAGGCCGCCCACAAAAUCGGACUGCUGUCCUUCACAGGAGGGAUGACGGCUUCCCAGUUCGCCGCAGAGUACAUGAAGGACGUGUACUCCUUGCUGCAGAAUGAAAAGACGAUGUCGCACAGCACCAAGAUCCUGCUGCUCCAGAGCCUGGCAUGUUGGUGCUACUUAAACCCCGCCAGCCAGAGAAAGGCCAAAGAAAUGCAGUUUAUCCCUCUGCUAAUUGAAUUCUUUGAGAAUUCCAUCCAGGCUACCACCAGAAGUGAGAUCAACAGCCACCGCCUGGUUCAGUUCUGGAUUUGCUACACCCUCUCGGCCAUGACAUGUAACAACUUGGCCAUCAUGAGGGAGCUGAAAUCCUACAGCACUCUGAAAUACCACUUGCAAAUCUUGGCUAUGGAGAACUGGUCUGGAUGGCCUGAGAAUUUUGCUGAGGUGCUGUAUUUCCUGAUCGGUUUUCACAGGAACUAG